AUGGAUUUGAUUGAUAUAACAGCCUCUUUCAAGUUCAAUAGUCUAUUGGUUAAUAGCCAGGCAUUCUCUUCUUUACUCGAUCUACUCCAUAAAGAAAGAAAAAAUCCCAAAAACAAACUCGUGUUCAUCGACUGCUUCCAUAGUUUUGGACAAGUGAUAAGCGGAUGGGCUUUCCAGGCUGUUCCUCUACUCAUCAAGAAUGGGGUUUUCAAUGAAGAAGAAAUUCUAAUGGAAAUUCUGACCAGGCUCAAAGGGAACAGAGAUUCGCAAUUGCUCUUAUUACAAGGGUUUUUCAAGUUACCAAGUUGUUGCUCUUUAAAAACUGUCUUCCAGAUUCUGCAAAUAGACAUAUCACUCAGUUAUAUAGUGGCUCGUAGUAUAAUUCAAAAAGCCGAUGACUCAUUGUACCCUUGUCUUCUGGCUCUUUAUUCCUGCUCGGAUGUUUCGUUAGAUACAAAAGUUCUGAUACUUAAUUUCUUCAAUGAUGGACACACCAAAGAAAUCGAUUUUUCUGAUCCGUUCAAAGUUGUGAAUGAGUGUCAGAAAAACCCUAAGAUUCUUCUCAACAAGAAUUUUCCCAAUAGCUAUGUUCUUCUCCCAUACAUGAUUUCUUUAACUAAAGUUCUGUCUGACAUGGAGAAAUCUCUGCCAGGAUUGCAAUCAGAUACCAUUCCCAAGGCAAAGGCCAUCAUGCUUUCGGGCAUGAAAGCCAAUCUUGAUCAUAUCAAUGAAACUCCAAGCUGGAAUAAAAUCUUUUUCCUGAAAAAAGUUAUUGAUGAUAACCCAAAUGGCUACCUCAAACUUUGGAAGAAGCAGAUGGAUGCCAUAAAGUCUAAAAGCUUCGAACUUGAGGAUUUAUUGUUUGCUGCAAGUUUCUUACCUUUCGCGGAGACCCGACUUGUCACGGAAACUAUGAAUAAAAUAGUUCUCAGGACCCCAACUUUGGCGAACAUAGCACUCAACUUCUAUAUCCUAGUCUUAACUAAGCCUCAUUGUAAUAUUGACAAGCCAGUUCUACUGAAAAGCAUUAAAGAGAUCGCCUGUACCAAAUAUGUUAUCGAUCCUGUUAUCAACUACUUGAUGCUUUUGACUGAGAAAACUGGAGACAUUGUCCCUCUUAGAUUCAUAAGUGAAUUAGUUCUGAAAAAUCAGAGUUUAGUCGACAAAGUUCUUCCUCUAGUCAAGAUCCAAGAUAUUGACGAUGAAGACAAAAUCCAGGAAAGAAUUAACUUAUUGAAAAACAUGCUUCUAGUCAGCAGUAGAACUGAUAGAAUAUAUCCUAUUCUUGAAAAUCUAUUAACAAAGAAUGAUCCAAUCCUUGGGUAUGCUAUCGAAGCACUGGUCGAAGUAUCGGAUGAGGAAGAAAGUUUUCACUUCCGAGCCAUGCACAAGUUACUAUCAAAACAAGUUCGUGAAAAGGGGAAUACAGAUGCAUUAGCUAAGUAUUGCUCUUUCCUCUCACUUUGUAGAAAACUGGAUACUGAAACUCAACAAGAUUAUCGUCAUGAGUGCAUAAAGGAGUUGUGGCGAUUGACAACUUAUGACAGUAGCCAUUCGGAGAAGGAGAAUGACAAUGUUCGCCGUGCAGCUUGGGAAGCCAUAGCAUCCCUUGACCAGGAGGAACUUUUCGCUGUUCUUUCCUUAGAUUCCAAGAGUUUAAUGAGCUUGGUCAGUAACAUGAGAGAAACAGAGAUGCUAGGGUUUGAGAAGUUUUUGAAAAAAAUCAUACAGGAUGAGGUGGAGAAUGUUCCACGACCCGUGUACACUAAAAGAUAUACUUUUUCUGACCCUAUUUUAUCUUUGAGUGAGAAUUGGUUCGAGGCGUUAAGUAGAUCCAACAAAGAAUCCCCGUGGCUAUGGAAGUCUACAUUAGGAUUAUCACCUUAUUUGGUUUCUUCAUGUCCUCCAGAACGGAGUAAAACUAUGUGUUUGAAACUUCUUCGGAGGUUGCUGUCUGAAGUACCUCAACCUAGGAGAUACGGGGUAAACGAUUUAGUGAAUGCAUUCGCUAGUUGGCGAAUGCUCAUGAAAGAAAGUAUCGUUUUAUUAGCGAAGGAGGGAGAUACAUCUUUGAUUAGUGCUCGAGACCAUAUCACUGAUGAAUGUAGUAAAGCUCUCCGACAAACUGAGCUCUGCCUCUCUAACGUUUUAUUCGUUAUUACAGCACUGAUUUUGGAAAUAACUGAUGCCAUGAAAGAAAUGAUAUCUGUGCAAAGGAAAGAAACAGAAGUUGCCAUGAAACCAUGGAUAGGAGGCGCUUGUCACUUUAUUUUCCCUCUUUGUGAUCCGUCAGAAACGAAUUUUGUAGGACUUAUGAAUCCCAUUUUUCAAACAUGCGUGAAACCAACGGAGUUUUCGAGAGAUGUCGCUCGUUUCUGUGAUUGGAUGCUGAGCAGUUACGCUCUCGGUCCUCGCUACUACGAAGAUAUUUCUUAUUCUGUGAAGAAUAGAUAUGAUCCGUUUACUCCAGACAAUCCAAUAACGGCACAGUACAUUAAGUUGGUCUCUGGAUCCAGGAAUUUCACCGGUUCCAGGAGUUCUCUGUAUUCCUUAGGAGCUGCAUUAGGAAUAUCUCCUCUCCGGCUCUCAUUGCUGAGCGAGUUUGCAGAUGAUAAGGAUUCAAUCCGUUCUCUCGAAAGUAGUUUAAGUGAAGAAAGGACUCCAGAAUCGAUGACUUUGAUUUUAAAGAACAUCAGUAAUUUAUCUGUGGCUGAACGAUACAAAAGCCGGAACGCCGUCAAGAAAGUUAUUGAACGAGAAUGGAGUAAUAGUGACUCCUUCAAACAAUCGAUCUAUGAAGCUUUGGCAGAUUAUUGUCGCAUCACUUGGCUUCAGAGUUCUGAAUCUCUACCCAUGAACUAUGAUCAUUUAUCGGAAAAGAGUAUUCUGAAAGAUGUCAUAUCUGAGUUUAUGAUUCGAAGAUUUCCCAGCUUUUCUUUUGUUAGUUUCAUCCAUAUUUUGUCUUCCAUACGUCGCAGCGAUCAACGAACUCUACCUCCGCUCAAUUGGGCUCCGCUGUUAGAGGAGAUUAUGUAUGAGAGAAACGUGGGAGACGCUGCUCUGGAUUUAUGUAUUCAAGAGAAAUGCAAGAUGGUGGUUUAUAAACUCUCUGAUCGGAUAUUGAGGGAUAAAAUCAUCCGUCCUAGUACAAUUCUCGUUUUUAUGAGAGACCUUCCCUUUGUUUUGUCUUGUUUAAAUGCCGAACUCAUACCUACCCUUUUGGAUAAACUACUUGAAUUAGUUACCUCACAGCACGCUCAAUCAGAUGAUAUACUAUCAGUUAUUACGGGAUGUAGAGAAAAUUCGAUUGUUCAUGAUUAUAUCAAAAACAGACUUCCUAAUCUUGAACCGUUCGACAGUGAAUCGGUUUUAGAUAGUGUAGUAAUGCAGCUACAGAUGGAAGGACAGUUUGAAGGGGAAAUUAGUUUAUUUUUUGACUUCUACGUUUUAUGUGGUGGCCACGAGUUGAAAUUCCCUCACUUAUUCCAAAUAUAUGAAGCAACGCAGUACAAUUCCAUAUGUCUUCGUAUAUUGGGUUUCAAAGUGCAUGCCAUGGAUGUGAAAGACAAUAUACAAUCCUUCAUCGUUCUGGCUGGUUAUCAGAGUUAUGAAAACAGUUGUGGAAAUUAUAAGGACGAAGCUUUCGACUUCUUCCUGGUACUUGUUUGCUCCAUAUCAACCCAGUUGCCACUUUUCUGGACAGGAAGAGAAGAUAUCAAGAAGAUAAUUUAUAGCAGAUGGAGGUAUUAUUGGGAAGAAGGUGUACUACCUCUCACUACCACAAAGUUGGCGCUUGUGCUUCAAAGGUUCUUACUCAAUAAUUUGGUAUCCCAUAGUAAUGAGAAGAACAAAGAUAUAAUGAGAGAAAUGUUGUACUCUUUGUUUCCAAUCGCCAAUACAUCUGUGGGCGAUAUGUUGAAGUUUGAUGAUACUGAAAGACAUUUACUAUUCAAUUCGGAAUCGGCACAUCGAAUUCAUAAAGCUUAUAUGGAGAAAAUCGAGAGGAAAUCGGUAUUUUAA
This is a messenger RNA of Auanema sp. JU1783, 4020 nucleotides long. NCBI's taxonomy places the organism in Eukaryota, Metazoa, Nematoda, Chromadorea, Rhabditida, Rhabditidae. The record is from the annotation of a GenBank genome assembly.